Molecule: messenger RNA, 720 nt
Organism: Suillus clintonianus
Lineage: Eukaryota; Fungi; Basidiomycota; Agaricomycetes; Boletales; Suillaceae
Exons: 11
Coding region: 207-626 (139 amino acids)
Source: RefSeq, a predicted model, not a curated record
UAAAUUGACGGUCUGCGACUUAGUACUGUUGCUGUGCGCCCUGAAAUGUUUGAUGCGGCAGCCAAGAUGUAGCACAUGUACUAUGCUGGACAAUUAAAUUUAGAGACACCGUAAAAUGAUCAUACGUACACCGUGAGUCCGUGACCUUGCCGUGCAAUUGCCGUGACCCGUCCCCAAUCAUCAGGUACACGUUCGCAAGAACGUGGAUGACGACAUUCAAUUACACAGCUCGUAUGGGAUGUCUGGAUGUCUGUGCAUGGAUCGCGUAUAUAUAUAUAUUGACCUGGAACUAUGUCGGCUUGGACUUAAACUACAUAUAUGUUGCACUAAUAUCGCUUUGGUUGUAUGACUACAUACUGUGCCUGCCCGACGCGGUCACUUUUGUCGCAAAGUCUCGAUGGGGGAUCGGCACAUUUCUGUAUCUAGCUUGCAGCCACCUGCCGCUUGCCUUCAUAUUACUUAAUAUGCUUGUGGUUUUUCGGCCUGAUUCCACACCCCAUCUUUGCCGCUCUUAUAAUAUCGCUAAUACCUAUGUAGGCAUAUUGACGAUGUUUUGCGCUGAGUGUGGGUUCAGCAACCGUGCUAGCCAGCAGUACUUCUGCGCUCUAAUAUUUGCAUUGGUCUAGGCAUCUUCUUACUCAGAAUAUAUGCAGUAUGGGAGCGGGAAAGACGGUUCGCGGCGUUCUUAUUCGUCUCCAUCAUUGCCUAUUUAGUGCCAAU